AGGAACAGAAAAUGGGGGAAAACAUGACAGAAAAUGGAGGGAAAAAAAGAUAGAAAAUGGUGGGGAACGUGACAGAAAAUGGAGGGAAGAAAGGAAAGAGAUUUUGGGGGAAAUGUGAUAGAAAACAGAGAGAACACGUGACAGAAAAAUGGCGGGGAAGAAGGGAUGGAAGAUGAGGGGAAACGUGACAGAAAACGGAGAGAAGAAGGGACGGAAAAUGGGAAAACGUGGCAGAAAAGGGAGGGAAGAAGGGACAGAAAAUGGAGGGAAAAGGGGACAAAAAGACAGGGAGGAAGGACGGGGACAGGAGAUGGCGGGCCGAGGGACAGGGAGGGUGACAAGGGGCGGAGAGGGACCGGCCACCAUCAUCGUCACCUGUGUGCCCUCAGGCGGCGGCCAUGGACGGAGCCACGGAGGGUGAGGGAGCGGCGGCCAUGUGCAUCCCCUGUCCCUGCGUGUCCCCGAGUGUCCCCUGGGGACCACGGUGACACCCUGUGUGUGUCCCCCCCCACCACCACCACCAAGGUGUCCCUUGUCCCCCGUCAUGUCCCCCCGCCGGGGGCCCACGGCUGGAGGCGCUGCUGGGGCGGAUCCGCAGCCUGCACCGGGUGGAGGAGCGUCAGGCGGCGCUGGAGGGGCUCUGGCAGCAGAAGCAGGAGGCGCUGCGGGUGGCCCGGCUGCGCAGGGAGGAGGUGGAGGCCGAAGGUCAAAGGCGCCGGGGCCUGUGCCUGGGCCGCCAGCGGGACCUGGCGGGGGCGGGGGAGGAGCGGGGCCGCCUGCGUCACCUGCGCCGGGGACACAGGUGGGUCAAAGGUCAAAGGUCAAAAGGGGGGUGGGCAGGAGUUCUGGCAGCAGCUGGAGGCCAUCAUGGAGGAGCACCAGCGCCUGCGGGACGCGCACUGCCCCGGCCCAGUUGGAGGCUGA
Chroicocephalus ridibundus (black-headed gull) is the source of this 924-nucleotide messenger RNA. RefSeq lists its product as uncharacterized. Bases 166 to 924 code for a protein of 252 amino acids. The record is from RefSeq and is a predicted model, not a curated record. Lineage: Eukaryota; Metazoa; Chordata; Aves; Charadriiformes; Laridae. The transcript is spliced from 6 exons.